CUCUCCCACAUCACACCUUCACAGUUCACAAACCAUCUUCCUCUCUCGUUUCUGCAGCUAAUUUGAUCACCACCACCAUGUCGGAGGAGAAGCAUCACCACCACCUCUUCCACCACAAGGACAAGCCUGUUGACGACGCCGUUCCCUACUCCGACAACGCCUACUCCGACACCAGCUAUGCUACCGAUGGUGUCAGCGGCUACGCUGCCGAAACCACCGAAGUGUUAGCAGAUGACCCAGGCCCUGACUACAGGAAGGAGGAGAAGCACCACAAGCAUCUCGAGCACCUCGGCGAGCUCGGCGUCGCUGCUGCUGGCGCUUACGCCUUGCAUGAGAAGCACAAGUCGGAGAAAGACCCUGAGCAUGCCCACAAGCACAAGAUAGAAGAAGAGAUUGCCGCGGCUGCGGCAGUGGGAGCUGGCGGGUUCGCGUUCCACGAGCAUCACGAGAAGAAAGAAGCCAAGGAAGAAGAUGAAGAGGCUCAUGGAAAGAAGCAUCACCACCUUUUCUAGACGCAUGCAUGUGUGCUUGUUGUGUAAUUAGAUUUAGGAUUGCCAGUGAGCAACUAUGCUAAAUAAUUUCUAUGUCUGAGCUAUGUUGGAUGAGUUUGUGUCUUGUUUCCUCGGUCUCUCUGUGUGUCCUUGUGAAACUCUUGUUGUGUGGCUUUAUCAUGAUUAUCGUUCCAUGUUAAUAAGAUUAUAGUUUGAUGUUUCUUACUUU
This is a messenger RNA of Vitis riparia (riverbank grape), 720 nucleotides long. RefSeq names its product abscisic stress-ripening protein 1-like. The transcript is spliced from 2 exons. Bases 78 to 512 code for a protein of 144 amino acids. The record is from RefSeq and is a predicted model, not a curated record. Lineage: Eukaryota; Viridiplantae; Streptophyta; Magnoliopsida; Vitales; Vitaceae.